CCCCCUCGAUCAUAACGAGCAUUUCUUUGGCAUCGCUAUGGUUGGCGGCUUAGUGACAUUCCUGCUCUUGUAUUUGUGUGCAUUGGCAUCGACGCAGCAGAAUCCACUCUUUCUGACGCGAAACCCGGUGCUUUCCCCCCGCGUUGACGCGUUUAUCAGUGAUAUUUUGGCGGAGUGGAAUACACCGGGCGGCGUCAGUGUUGCUGUUGUGAAAAAAGACAGUGAUGGUACCUGGACCGUAGAGACUAAGGGAUACGGAAAUGCAUCAGUCGAUGGUCGGCAAAUGACAGAGGACUCUUUGUUUUAUAUUGCGUCAAAUUCAAAGUUGUUCAAUAUUAUUGCUACAGGUCUCUUGAUUGCCAACGAAAGCCUACCACAUCGUAUCUCCUGGGACACAAAGAUAGCAUCCGUCGUUCCGGAAUGGGAGUUAAAAGAUCCUAUUGCGUCAUCUCAGAGUACCAUUGUCGACCUUAUGAGCCACCGUACCGGGCUCCCCCGCCAUGAUCUCAUGUAUGGAAGAACUGAUAAUGUUACCUCCAUCCUCAAAAGACUCAAACACCUCGAACCAUCUGCUGAGUUCCGGGAUAUCUAUCAAUACAACAACAAUAUGUACAUGCUCUUAUCCUAUCUACCGGAACUUCUCCUCCCGCACAAGCCACCCUUUGCCCGCUAUGUUAAGGAACACAUUUUUGAACCACUAGGACUGGUUUCGACGACUUAUUCCGUGGACGUCGCCCGAGCAAGCGGCAAUCUGGUGCAGGGUAUGGCGCGAGAUGGCGUUAAUAAAACUGAGAACUUAUUCGGCAUGGGAACCCCGAGAGCGAUGUGGCACCCUAGCUGGUUCUUGGCGGGUGAUGAGGAUGGAAACUACAAAUCUGGUGCCGGGGGGAUCAUUAGUAGUGCUAGAGAUGCCGCUACUUGGCUCCAGGCUUUGCUCGAUGGUGGACGAAAUCCCGUCACAAAAGAGUGUGUCAUUCCACCUGAUGUCAUCCAGAAGGUCACUACUGGAAAGACAGUUCAAAUGGGUUUCGCCCUGUACCCCGAGCUCUCAUCUGUGGUUUAUGGCGGUGCUCAAUCCCGUUAUACAUACAGAGGACAUGAAAUCAUAGAGCAUGGUGGAUCUACCACAGGCUUUAUGACUCAGAUAUCUCGAUUUCCCUCCGAUAAAUUGGGUAUCGCCGUAUUCUCAAAUGACAACGAAUAUGGAAGCAUGCUCCAUGAAAUCAUCAAGUGGUAUCUUGUUGAUGCUGCCUUCGGCCUUCCCCCUAUCGAUUGGAACACUAGAAUAAAAUCUGAAGUCACAAGACAAUACCGGGCGCUCGUCCGUGACUCCCAUUCAAAGCCGCCUAACCCGCGACCACCGUCGGUAUUAUUCGAUGCACUCAGUGGUACCUACGAGAAUUCGGGGUACGGCACAAUCGAUUUCUGUUUCAUUUUUAUGAACAAAACAACAUCGGACCUUCCGUCACCAUGCCACGAUUCAUGGACUGUACUCCCGGGCGCCGUCAAUACCUCGAUACCGACCCUCCUAGCGAAAUGGGAUAAGGCCUGGUCCACCCAUAUCAUGCUGACUCACUUUGACGGGAACCUUUUCAAUGUCAGCACUCUCGAAAGUAGACACACAAUCAACGAUACCCAACCGUUCUGGACUGCAGAAGUGCAUGAGAGUAGCAUCGUGACUGCGGAAUUUUCCUUUGACCGAGAAAUUCGCGGUUUUGGACUGACCGGUGGUAUAUGGGGAGCAAGUGCCGAAGUUGGCUCGAGAAAGGGCGCGACUGUUCAAGACCGCGCAGAGGUGUGGUUUCACAAACUCUGA
This is a messenger RNA of Desarmillaria tabescens, 1816 nucleotides long. Its product is annotated as beta-lactamase/transpeptidase-like protein. The coding region runs from base 38 to 1816 and encodes 592 amino acids. Lineage: Eukaryota; Fungi; Basidiomycota; Agaricomycetes; Agaricales; Physalacriaceae. The transcript is spliced from 12 exons. The record is from RefSeq and is a predicted model, not a curated record.